AGAUCGGCAUGACUGAAGGCGACAAAGUAUGGCGCGCUUCGCCUUUCGGAAUCUGGGCCUCUUUGCCCGAGGCGCCGCUGCAGUUCCGGCCGUUGCAUGGCAUAGACGCGUCGCAUGCGAACCGACGCAGCAGAAGCUGAGCGCCCAGGUUCCAGAAACCAUCUCACCCUGGCUUCAAGCGGCACUGCACGAGCAGAUGCGCAAGCAAGGUGAGUCGUUUGAGCACACGUUUGCUGCAUCCAAGAAUGAAUUUGAUGAUGCAUGGGUCUGGUCUUGGGCACUGCUGGGUGCCUUUCCUGCCAACCGAUCCUCGCGACACUAUGAGAGGAGGCGGGUUUCCACGGCCGACUCUGCCAACAGAUUUCGAGACAAAUCACGGGUGGAGUCCAAGUGGGGCUUGUGUGAGUUUGGCGGGUGGGCCGAAUUCUACGACGGAUUUGGUGAUUUGAUCGCGUGUGGAUAUGAAGCUGUGGUGUAUGGGGAUCACGGGCCAUAUGUUGAGUUCAAAGAGGAGCAACUCCAGUGGGCCGCUUUCACUCGCCACAAGCUGAAGGGUCCAGGCAGGACCCACAUGGAGCAUUACAAUGCUGACGAGUCAGUCAAGGUCUAUGACCAAUUCCGCACGGUGGCCAACCAGCCGAAUCCACCCCCGGACAAUGAAUUCUCAUGUGCAAACAAUCGCCCGGAAGGGUAUGCAGAUUAUCGACCAGGACGAAUCUACAUGUCCUGCGAUGCAUUUUUUGCAUCCGGAGGCAAGCUCGUUCUGCCAGUUCAAGCAGAAUAUUGAUCACGC
Messenger RNA from Effrenium voratum, 793 nucleotides. Lineage: Eukaryota; Dinophyceae; Suessiales; Symbiodiniaceae. The record is from the annotation of a GenBank genome assembly.